Messenger RNA from Aspergillus caelatus, 2073 nucleotides. RefSeq lists its product as uncharacterized. The transcript has 5 exons. The coding region runs from base 1 to 2073 and encodes 690 amino acids. NCBI's taxonomy places the organism in Eukaryota, Fungi, Ascomycota, Eurotiomycetes, Eurotiales, Aspergillaceae. The record is from RefSeq and is a predicted model, not a curated record.
AUGGGUUUUACCACCAGCUCCAAAAACAUCCACCUCCGCCCCAUCAAGACGGCGGCGGGUGAUUAUAUCACCAACCUUUGCGCUGACUGCAAAGAUGAAAAUGGGAAAUGGAAUUACCGGGAGGUCACGCUCGACUGGUAUAUCGGCGUCGACCAGCCGACUGGGCGGUUCCUGUUGGGCUCUCCCCUAUUGGGCUCCCUAUUGCAAUCCAAGUACCUGACGAAGUACUCAACCAAGGUAGAGCUCACGGCCGGCGGGGCGGUCUUGCUCUGUACCAUGGACGCCAGCUACAACCGCCGGCUGAACACCUUGGCCUUAGAUAUGAUCUUCCAUAAUGACAAGGGAGACCUGGUCUAUCAACUCCCUCCCAAGAAUGUCCGGUCACGACUGACUCACCUUACGCUGCGCGGUCCGGCAGUCCUCCACGGCUUUGCGUUCACUCGCUACGGGACAUUGACCCCGACCUCACUGGACCUGGACCAGCACCUGACCAAUGAUAAUGGCUUGCUCAAGAGGAGAAAGAACGGCAACUUUAGCCAUAGCGCUAUUGACCUCGGCCUAAACUCUAACUGGGCAUUAAUUGGUCAGUUGGAAGAUUGGCACCAUACAUGGCAUCUGAUCAACUGCUGGCAGCUGAUGGACGAGUGGGUAAGCAUCACCGACGAGGGUGAACUCGUUAUGGAGGAUCCCGUGGGCACCUGGGAUCUGCGAGGGCCCUUCUUUCGACUACUGGAGGAGAUUCCCGUUAUUGGAUAUAUUGUGGCGGGUAUCGAUGAACUGGAGGGAGACCAUGACGAGGCCGUGCGUGCGGCAGCCGAAUGUACCUACGCGACCAUCUGCUUAGCGGCAGCCCUGGUGGGCGGCGCGCUGCUAAGGCCAGUUGGAGCGGCCGUCGCCUCGGGGGUCGCCGGUUAUGCUGGCCUGUACGCAAAGAGAGCCAUCGGGCAACACAUCAGCAAUCCGACUAUGCGCAAUGAGGUGACCGCCAUCACCAUCUAUUGCGUUCUGGUCGCGGAACUGACCCUGAUUGCCGGCGUGGGGCUUGAAGGUCUAUCAGGUGCGUUCAGUGAGCUCAUUGUCGAGGAGCUGAUGGCAGAUGGUUUUGGCCAGCUGGCGGUGAGCAUGGGGAAGAUGCUGUCCGAGAAGGGAUUGGAGAGUCUGUCUGAGUAUGACAUGGAGACGAUCGUGAAGAAUCUGGUAGACGCGAUACAGCACGGCAAAUCCGAAGACGACAUUAAACAUAUGUUUGACGAUUGGGAAAACGAUGGCGUGGAUCUAUUGAAUGAUCCCACCCCGAAGAAAGAUGCCCACCCACCGCCACCACCGAGACCAUCUCCUCCGACUGAUGAAGACACGAACGUGGAGACGGGCACAGAAAAUUACGUAUACCCUCGCGAUCCAGCGCCCCAUCCUAUCGUCGAUGAUGGUACCGGCUGGGAUGAAAGUGGCGGCGGCACCGCCCUGGGGAGGAAAAAGAAGAUGAUGAGGGACCAGUUGGGCCGCGGUGGGUGGUUGACGUCGACAGCUGACUCAGAAACAACCUCCUUGGCCAGGAUCACCAGUCAGCUGGAGAGCGUGAGCUUUGGUACGGGCUAUACCCUAAUUUUGAACGGGGAUGGACUGCAGGCGACCAAAUCGAACCACCAGGAAUUCGUCUUUCGUCUAGAAAUGACCCGACUCCUGGCGGGAUUGAACAGCCCUAACUCAGGUGAGGCAAAUACCAAUAUCAACUUCUACGACGAUGAUGGGUAUAGGUUGUGCUUGCAUGUCUCCUUCCGGCCGUCCACGAACGUCUUACAUAUCUCUCAGUGGUGGGACGGAAGCUGGCGUAACGCAUGGUGGGCCCCCUUCUCUACGGUCUUCGCCAACAUGCAACAAGGACGGGAUGGCUGGCUCCGUAUCGUGAGGAAUACGGACUUCUUUUACGACUUUGAAACAUUCAACCUGGAUGACCGCAACGAGCGAGUUCACGGGGCAACCUGGAGUGUGAGAGCUGCCGCUUGGAAGGUACAAUCUGUGAAGUAUGCCGGAUCGCCAUCCUUGUUUGGCGAGAGAAUCGAGGUUCAUAUCUAA